AUGGUUUGUAAAAAGUAUCACUCAACAAUGGAAAGGUUCCACUCAAACCCAAUUCCCCUCACACAAAAGACAAUUAAAUAUUUCCCUCACAUUGAGUCUCUCAAUAUUUGGUCCAAACUCGAUGAAUUGUUUGGUAAUGAAUUUAUUGGAGACAAUACAAUCGAUGUUGCACAAACGUGUUGUACAUCACCAAACAACACUCAUAACACUAAAAUAUCGUUUUUUGAAAUACUCAUUUGGUACAAAGUGUCAUACACUUUCACACAGCACAAAAAAUCAACAAAUUACAAAUUCAAGAACAUCUGUCUUGAACACACAGACAGACAACAUUUGUCUUCCCAGAUACCCCGUGUGAAUAGCAUUGGUGACAAAUGCUUUUACAAAAGUACAUUUCUCAAUGAAGUGACACUUCCACAAACACUCACGUCGCUUGGGGAGUACUCCUUUGCAAAUUGUGAUAAACUGACAUCAAUACUUUUAUCUCACAAUUUGUGUCACAUUGGUAAAAACACUUUUGAAAAUUGCACUUCACUCGUUUGUGUUGUUCUUCCAGACACAAUCAAAACCAUUCCCACUUCAUGUUUCCAGAACUGUGUUUGUUUGGCCGUUGUGACAUUUUCAAGACAACUUGAGAAAAUAGGAAACAACGCCUUUUGCUGUUGUUCGAGUCUUGAAAUUGUUGAAAUACCGCCAACUACAAAUUGUGUUGGGAAGUAUUGUUUUCACAAUUGUACUCGUCUGCGUCAAGUCAACAUCCCAAAUGGUGUCAAAGUACUUGAAGAGAACACAUUCUGCUGCAACGCGUUUACUCAAAUUGACAUUCCAGAGGGAGUGACUGAAAUUGGCGAUCAGUGCUUUUAUGGGUGUAAAUACUUAGAAAGUGUUGUUGUGCCUGACAGUGUCCGCCGUCUUGGCAAUUUCUGCUUUUAUGGGUGUCGAGAACUGCGUGAAAUCAAAAUUGGAAACAACGUGGAAAGUGUUGGGGAUUUCUGCUUUGGUGUGUGCACAUCACUCACAAGAAUGACCACACAACACACUGUUUUUACCCUCUGUGAGAAGUUGUUUGAUAAAAACAUUGUGUUUUGCAAUGAUAACAACUGCGUUGUGUAUAAAUUGUGA
Molecule: messenger RNA, 1119 nt
Organism: Entamoeba invadens IP1
Lineage: Eukaryota; Evosea; Mastigamoebida; Endamoebidae
Exons: 1
Coding region: 1-1119 (372 amino acids)
Source: RefSeq, a predicted model, not a curated record